AAAUUGCCACUCUUCUUUAGGAUAGUCCUAUUGCAAAAUAUCAAUGAGAAUUGGUAUUUUGAGUGUGAGUGAAGCAUCCCCUUCCUACUAACCUUUUUCACUCACUCUCAUGUCUUUUUAAGUCAAGUCCUCUCAACCUCACUCUUAUCCUAAAACGCACAACACAACACAACACAACCCCCAAACUCAACUAUAAGUACCCACCAAAGUUAUUCACCUUUCCAAAACGUACCACUCUCAAGUUUUAAUUUCUUCUCUAUCUAACAACAACACCAAAUUAACACCACUUUAAUUCCAUGACUCGCACGCUUAGAAUCCUCCAAGCCUCAAACGACGCCGUUUCGGCACCGCCGCCGGAUACCGCCGCAAACAAGGAGUCAGACUUCGUUGUCAUCAUGGCAGCACUCCUCUGCGCCCUCAUAUGCGUCGUCGGCCUCACCGCCAUCGCACGCUGCGCCUGGCUCCGCCGUGGACCCGUCGCCGCCGGCGACGGAACCCCGCCGCGGCGGGCAUCCGCCGACAAGGGCCUCAAGAAAAAGGUGCUGGAAGCGUUACCGAAGUUCACCUACGUCGACGGAGGCGGCACCGGAAAGUGGGUGGCCUCGUCGGAGUGCGCCAUUUGUCUGUCGGAGUUUGCCGCCGGCGAAGAGGUCCGGUCGCUGCCCCAGUGCGGCCAUGGCUUCCACGUCCCCUGCAUCGACACGUGGCUCGGGUCCCACUCCUCGUGUCCCUCCUGCCGCGCUCCCUUCCGCGUCGCCCGGUGCCAGAAAUGCGGCCAGUAUCCGGUGGUGUCCGCCGGAGCUGCUGCCACCUCCACCGUUGGCGGCGAAACGGAGGCCAAGUCCGUAGGUGGCGGCAAUGUCCUUGCAGCUGCUGCUAAUGCUAUCACUGAUUGUGAUGGUAGCGACGACAGCCAUAGCCACGGUGAUGAUAGUGGUUUCUUGCCUUGAGUGGUGUUCUUGUCAUUUUAUAUGUAUUUGAAAUAUGUAUAAAAAAUCUUUUUUUUCUUUAUUUUAAAAUUUUAUUUUAUCACCUGAAGUUUAUCUGAAGAGAAUGAAAUUUGGGCAAUUUUCCACUUGUUGAUAA
This is a messenger RNA of Lotus japonicus, 1086 nucleotides long. RefSeq names its product RING-H2 finger protein ATL8-like. The record is from RefSeq and is a predicted model, not a curated record. Bases 297 to 950 code for a protein of 217 amino acids. NCBI's taxonomy places the organism in Eukaryota, Viridiplantae, Streptophyta, Magnoliopsida, Fabales, Fabaceae. The transcript has a single exon.